This is a messenger RNA of Cooperia oncophora, 1440 nucleotides long. Lineage: Eukaryota; Metazoa; Nematoda; Chromadorea; Rhabditida; Trichostrongylidae. The record is from the annotation of a GenBank genome assembly.
AUGUUUGCACCUCCGUUCCCUCCAGCAAGUGGAGGGCCACCUCAAGGACAGCCAGGCGCUCCGUUUCCCCCACAAAAUGUUAACGCGCAAAGUGCACAGUUUGGUGGCUAUCCGAAGUCAACAUACGAUCAGUCGCAAGGAUACAAUAACACUCAGCAGCCAGGAAACUUGGUGAAUCAUGCACAACAGUCUUACCCUCAAGCGAAACCGUUUCCUCCAGGCCCUCCUGCACCUCUGUCUCAACAACCUGGUGGACAUCCAACUAUGAAUGGUAUUCCUGGAGCGGGAGCACACUCUCAACCUCAAUAUAAUCAUCAAGCUCCAGCCAAUGGCUUUGCCCAACACUCGACUGCUAACUUUCAAGGCCAACAACAAGCUGCUUCAACAACUUCUCAAUCAAACGGGCCCGUACCACAAACGUCAGUCCAGUCUCGCCCUGCGCCUUUCCCGCCACAACCGAUGCAGUCGUUCCCAAGUUCAAAUCAAGCUUCACAACCAUCUUAUGGCAUAGGAGCACAGCAGAGUCACUCAUCUCCUGGUUACCCACAACCGAACGCGUUUCAGUCACCCCAAGCUCCUCAGCAGCAAGCAGCAGGUCCUCAGCAAACUCCUAGUGGAGCUUUUCCUCCGAAUAUUCCUUCUUCCACAAGUAGCCACGGCCCUACAGGUUUUCCUGGUGCAGGAGGAGUUCCACCACAGAACGCUGGGUUUGCUGCUCCAGGUCCAGGUGGUCCUCCUGGUAUGCCUAGUAUGCCAGGUGCUGCACCUCCUGGAAUGCCAGGUGCUGGUCCUCCUGGUAUGCCUGGUAUGCCAGGUGGUGGUCCUCCUGGUAUGCCCGGUGCUGGUCAGCCUGGUAUGCCCGGAACUGGUCCUCCUGGCAUGCUUGGAGCAGGUCCACCCGGAAUGCCUGGAUUUCCUCAAGGACCUGGCAUGCCAGGUGGUCCUUCCAUGCAGUCUCGUCAGCCGCAACCUCAGCAGCGCCUCGAUCCGAACAUGAUGCCAAGUGCGGUCGAAGUAAUGGAGAUAGACUCAGCCCAAGCUGGACAAUUCCCUACAGGGUACCCUCAUGCGAAUCCUCCUCCUCUUGUAUCUACAGAUUUUUAUGCAGUCGAUCAAGGAAACUGUUCUCCAAGGCUUAUGAGAUCCACAAUGUAUAUGGCGCCCGCUUCGAAUGAUUUGCUUAAAACAUCACAGAUUCCAUUUGCUGUGGCAUGUUCACCGUUUGCAACCCUUCAUCCACAGGAGGUUGGUGUUAAUUAUUUUCUACCAGUUUUCUUCGCUGCACCCCUUCCAAUUCCCCUCACCCUUUCCCACCUCCAUACUGCUAGAGGAAAUUCUACCAUCUCAUCGCCGCCUAAAAUCCUGGCUUCUCGUAUUUCUCAUCGUUCCAUUCCAAAUUUGCACUCCCUCCGUCGGGGAAACAAAUCGUCAAGCUCAUAG